Molecule: messenger RNA, 133 nt
Organism: Racocetra persica
Lineage: Eukaryota; Fungi; Glomeromycota; Glomeromycetes; Diversisporales; Gigasporaceae
Source: the annotation of a GenBank genome assembly
UUCCAAAAUCCUAUAUCGAAAAAUGGGGAACUAUUUCAAGUUUGGUUAAAUGAUUUUGAACUAAACAUUGAAGUUCAAUGUUUAGUUAAAUUCGGUCAAGAAUUUUACCAUCCAUUUGCAGAAUUUCUCGUCG